Molecule: messenger RNA, 1206 nt
Organism: Lipotes vexillifer (Yangtze River dolphin)
Lineage: Eukaryota; Metazoa; Chordata; Mammalia; Artiodactyla; Lipotidae
Gene: ATP5PB
Product: ATP synthase peripheral stalk-membrane subunit b
Exons: 7
Coding region: 96-866 (256 amino acids)
Biological process (GO): proton motive force-driven ATP synthesis
Molecular function (GO): proton-transporting ATP synthase activity, rotational mechanism
Source: RefSeq, a predicted model, not a curated record
GAGACUUGUGAGCGACCAUCUUGUUUCUGCCCCUGACAGAGUCUUCUGUAGCGGUCACUGGGGCGCGAAGACUGUUGUGUGGACGCUACUUGACAAUGCUGUCCCGGGUGGUACUUUCUGCCGCCACCGCAGCAGCUCCCUCUCUGAAGAACGCAGCCCUCCUCGGUCCAGGGGUAUUGCAGGCAACAAGGAUCUUUCACAAAGGGCAGCCAAGUCUUGCCCCUGUACCACCUCUUCCUGAAUAUGGAGGAAAAGUUCGUUUUGGGCUGAUCCCUGAGGAAUUUUUCCAGUUCCUUUAUCCUAAAACUGGUGUAACAGGACCCUACGUGCUCGGAACUGGGCUUAUCUUAUAUUUACUCUCCAAAGAAAUAUAUGUGAUAACUGCAGAGACCUUCUCUGCCAUUUCAGCAAUAGGGGUGCUUGUCUAUGUAGUUAAAAAAUAUGGUGCCUCUAUUGGUGAAUUUGCUGAUAAACUCAAUGAGCAAAAAAUUGCCGAACUGGAAGAAGUGAAACAGGCUUCCAUCAAACAAAUCCAAGAUGCAAUUGAUCUGGAGAAGUCACAACAGGCACUGGUUCAAAAGCGCCAUUACCUUUUUGAUGUCCAGAGGAAUAACAUUGCCAUGGCUUUGGAAGUUACUUACCGGGAACGACUGCAUAGAGUAUACAAGGAGGUAAAGAAUCGCCUGGACUAUCACAUCUCUGUGCAGAAUAUGAUACGUCAAAAGGAACAAGAGCACAUGAUAAACUGGGUGGAGAAGAAUGUGGUACAGAGCAUCUCUGCGCAGCAGGAGAAGGAGACAAUUGCCAGGUGCAUUGCAGAUCUAAAGCUGCUUGCAAAGAAGGCUCAAGCACAGCCAGCUCUGUAAAUGCAUCUGUCCCAAUUGAGACAGCUAGAAACAGUUGACUGACUAAAUGGAAACUAGUCUAUGUGACAAAAUCUUUCUGUAUUGCUCUAUACUGAAGUUAGUUUCCCUUUCCUAAAAAUGAAAAGUUUGAGUUUCAUAUAAUGAGAGAAUUAAAACAAUCUAUUGGCCAGUAAGAUGUUUCUCUCAUCCUUCUUGCUCUGCAUUUUGAGUUGUUCCAUGAUCACUUGUGAAUAAGCAGUUUGCUUUGAAUAAAGUUUGGUACCUGACUAAAAAUUGUCAAGUUAGAGUUUAAAUUUGAAUUAAUUCAGCCAUCUUACAAUAAAGUGACGGUUGAAACAAA